This is a messenger RNA of Helianthus annuus (common sunflower), 3843 nucleotides long. RefSeq lists its product as uncharacterized. Gene Ontology annotation, biological process: DNA repair; telomere maintenance. Bases 1 to 3843 code for a protein of 1280 amino acids. The record is from RefSeq and is a predicted model, not a curated record. Gene Ontology annotation, molecular function: DNA helicase activity. Lineage: Eukaryota; Viridiplantae; Streptophyta; Magnoliopsida; Asterales; Asteraceae. The transcript has 10 exons.
AUGGAUACAGAUAACACAAUUUCAAGUAAGUAUGAAGUUGACCUUCAAGUAAUUCAACGUCAAAUGUGUGCUGAAGAAAGAGAAAAAAGGAAGUAUGUUCUUCAACAAAAGAGAAACAACAGAGGUUGUGAUCCUGCAUCAACAUCUGAUUAUGUUGAAAGGAUUCCAUUUUCAAAUACUUCAAGUGUUUCAACCACCAAUGUUGUGAGAAGGAAUGUGUAUCAUCUUCCUGUUUAUGCUACUCCAAAUAUUAGUAGUAAUUUGUUUCACUCAUCUACACAAGUAAAAGAUAACACAAUUUCAAGUAAGUAUGAAGUUGACCUUCAAGCAAUCCAACGUCAAAUGUGUGCUGAAGAAAGAGAAAAAAGGAAGUAUGUUCUUCAACAAAAGAGAAACAACAGAGGUUGUCAUCCUGCAUCAACAUCUGAUUCUGUUGAAAGGAUUCCAUUUUCAAAUACUUCAAGUGGUGGAAUAUCUAAAAUAGAAUUACAAAUGAGUGAUGAGAUGUUAACAAAUUCUGUGGUUAAGAAGAUUCAUGGAAUUUCUAAAGAUUAUAUUGAUCAUGGAGAUGCCAUAUUUGUAUGUUGUAAAUGUGAUGCAAUGUUAUGGGAAGAUGAAAUGCUUAGGCGAAAUAAAAAAUGUAACAAAACAUCCUAUUCUCUUUGUUGUUCAAAUGGAGAUGUUGAGCUACCACGACCGCCUACACCUCCUCUAUUACUACGUCAUUUAUAUAAAAGUCGUACCUCACAGUCUCGUAAUUACAUGGAUAAUAUUCGAGCAUAUAACAUGAUGUUUUUCUUCACAUCUCUUGGUGGGAAGGUUGACAAAAGUUAUCAGAGAGGUAAAGGUCCUUAUGUAUUUAGACUACAAGGUCAGAAUUACCAUCGAAUGGGUAGUCUACUUCCGGACGAUGGGGAAGAACCUAAAUUCUCCCAGCUUUACAUAUAUGAUUCACAAAACGAAGUUGUAAAUCAUCAAAAAGCAGUAAGUUCUCAGAUAGAAUGCAAAACUACAAGAAACAACCAGCUUGAUAGUACAACCAUAGAGGGUCUUAAAGAUAUGUUGGAUUCUUGCAAUCCUCUUGUGCAAUCCUUCAGAAUGGUAAGAGAUUGUUUUCAAGAAAAUGAGUUUCAAGAUGUAAGCUUGAAGCUUAUUAGAACAAGAGAUAAGGAUGGAAGAGUUCACAAUUUGCCAACAGCAUCAGAAAUGGCUGCUUUAAUACAUGGUGAUUUUGAUGGAGCAUUUGAUAAACGGGACAUUGUUGGUAGAAAGAAGUCUGGUGGUCUUCAAAGAAUUAAUGAGAUUCAUCCCUCUUACCUUUCUUUGCAAUAUCCACUUAUUUUCCCAUAUGCUGAAGAUGGUUAUAGAGUUGGUAUUAAACAUAGAGGGAUUGCGAUUAACGAUGAGGUACUUAGAACCAAUCUUACAAUUAGAGAAUUCUUUUGUUACAAAAUUCAAGAUAGACAGAAUCAGUUUUCAUUGUUAGUUAAUGCGAAAAAACUAUUUCAGCAGUUUUUGGUUGAUGGAUACACGAUGAUAGAAUCUGCCAUGUUGAAUUAUAUAAGGACACAAGAACCUAAACUUAGAGGGCAAAAUCUUAAGAAUUUGAAUGCUGCUGUUGAAAGUGGAGAGAAUAAUGCCUCAAGUUGUGGUAAACCUAUACUUUUACCUUCAUCAUUUACUGGUGGUUCUAGAUAUAUGAUGCAAAAGUACUUGGAUGCUAUGGCAAUUUGCAAGUCUGUUGGAUAUCCCGAUUUAUUCAUAUCAUUGACUUGUAAUCCAAACUGGCCUGAGAUUUACAGGUGUUUGCACGAUAAAGCUCUUAAUGCUGAAGACAGACCGGAUAUUAUCUCUAGAAUAUUCAAGUGUAAAUUGGAUCAUCUUAUAAAAGAUUUCAAGAAACAUAAAUUCUUUGGUGAUAUACAAGCAACCCAAUGUUCGAAAAUUUCAGUUAUGUAUACAGUGGAAUUUCAGAAGCGUGGACUCCCACAUGCUCACAUAUGUUUGUUCUUGGGUGCUGAAAACAAAUUUCCAAAUGCAUCUGAUAUUGAUCAUGUUAUUACUGCUGAGAUACCAGAUAAAGAAAGAGAUCUUGAAUUAUAUGAGCUUGUCAAGCAAUUUAUGAUUCAUGGACCAUGUGGUACAGACAACCCACUUUGUCCAUGUAUGGUUCAGCAAAAAUGUUCUAAAAAGUUUCCCAAAAAAUAUGUAGAUGAGACUUGUGUUGAUUCUGAAGGAUAUCAUGUCUAUCGUCGCCGUCAAACAAGUAAUACGGUAGUAAAGAAUGGUGUCCAACUUGAUAAUAGAUUUGUAGUUCCUUACAAUGCUCUCCUGCUCAGAAAGUAUCAGUGCCACAUUAACGUUGAAUGGUGCAACCAGUCAGGUUCUAUCAAAUAUUUGUUUAAAUAUAUUAAUAAGGGGCCUGAUAGAGUGACUGCUUCUGUUUUUCAAGCCAAUAGCGCCAAGAAUAAUACGGACCAGAAUGUAGCUGUAGAUGAGAUAAAAGCAUACCUUGAUUGUAGAUAUAUCUCUGCUUGUGAAGCUGCUUGGAGAAUAUUCAUGUAUGAUAUACAUUAUAGAUAUCCAGCUGUUGAAGUAUUACCUUUUCAUUGUGAAGAUGGUCAGAGUAUUGUGUAUAACGAUCAUGAUAAUUUUUGUGAUAUUGUUACUGAUCCAACUGUGAAAAUAACAAUGUUUACAGAGUGGAUGAAUUGUAAUAAAGUUGAUGAAUUUGCCAGGACAUUGAGAAAGCAUCUGUAUGGAUCAAUUGGGAGGGUACAUUAUGUUCCACCAUCACUUGGUGAUUGUUAUUACCUAAGGAUUUUACUGAAUCAUAUUAAGGGACCAACCUGUUUUGAAGAUAGAAAAACAGUUGAUGGGCAAGUUUUUCAAACAUUUAAAGAUGCAUGUUUUGCACGGGGGCUGUUGGAUGAUGAUAAAGAAUAUGUUAAUGCUGUCAAAGAAGCUAGCACAUGGUCAACCGGAGAUUUCUUGAGGACCUUUUUUGCAAUGUUGUUGCUGUCAAAUUCGAUAUCUCGUCCUGGUGAUUUUUGGUCAGAAACGAAGUCCCUAUUAUGUGAAGACAUUCUGUAUCAGCAACGAAAGAUAACUGGUAUUGCAGAUUUGGAUCUUCAACAGGAAGAACUUGAAAUAUCUGUCUAUCUGAAAUUGAAAAGUUGCUUCUUACCAAUGGAAGUACAACUAGCUCUUCAAAGGGAACAUGAUCGUUAUGUAAAGUGUUUAACUGCCGAACAGGAAAAAAUAUAUAAAAUUGUUAUGGAGGCGAUUGAAAAAGGUGAUGGAGGUGUGUUUUUUGUAUAUGGUUAUGGUGGAACUGGAAAGACGUUUCUUUGGAAGACAUUCGCAGCUGCAUUACAAUCAAAAGGUGAAGUUCUAUUGAAUGUUGCAUCCAGUGGAAUUGCUUCACUUUUGCUGGAUGGUGGUAGAACUGCUCAUUCAAGGUUUGUAAUUCCAAUCAACAUUAACGAGAAUUCAAUAUGUUCGAUAGAGCCUAAUACUGAGUUAGGUGAUUUAAUUAAAAGAGCACCAUUGAUUAUUUGGGAUGAAGCACCUAUGACUCAAAAGCAUUGUUUCGAGGCUCUUGAUAGAACAAUGAGAGACAUAUCACGUUCCAGUCAACCGAACAUACAAUCGAAGCCGUUUGGGGGAAAGGUCAUUCUAUUUGGUGGUGAUUUUAGACAAAUUCUUCCGGUCAUCCCUAAAGGUACCAGAACAAUGAUAGUCGAUGCUUCUUUGAAUUCUUCUUAUAUAUGGCGGCACUGUAGAGUACUAAAGCUAACUGAGAAUAUGAGAUUAAGAGUUGGUUGUCAGAAGCAGAUUUGA